AUGUCUCUCAAGGUCGGCGACUCGUUCCCUGAGGGAGUUGUCUUCUCCUACGUCCCUGUCCAGCCUGAGACGUCCGAGUUCACCGCCUGCGGUAUUCCCGUCAACUACGACGCCAGCAAGGAAUUCGCCAACAAGAAGGUAGUCCUCGUCGCCGUCCCCGGCGCCUUCACCCCGACCUGCUCCGUCGCCCACGUCCCCUCGUUUGUCUUCAUCGCCUACAACGACGCAUUUGUCAUGAGCGCCUGGGGCAAGGCCAACGGCGUCAAGGACGAGUUCAUCCUCUUCGCCUCGGACGCCGGCGCUGCCUUCUCCCAGAGCAUCGGCUGGACGCUGGGCGAGCGCACGGCGCGCUACGCUCUCGUUGUUGACCACGGCAAGGUCACGUACUCUGAGCUGGAGACGGAGAAGGGCAGCAUUGCGCUGACGGGCGCCGAGGGCGUCUUGUCAAAGCUCUGA
Molecule: messenger RNA, 456 nt
Organism: Verticillium alfalfae VaMs.102
Lineage: Eukaryota; Fungi; Ascomycota; Sordariomycetes; Glomerellales; Plectosphaerellaceae
Product: peroxiredoxin type-2
Exons: 3
Coding region: 1-456 (151 amino acids)
Biological process (GO): cell redox homeostasis; hydrogen peroxide catabolic process; cellular response to oxidative stress
Cellular component (GO): mitochondrion; cytoplasm; peroxisome
Molecular function (GO): thioredoxin peroxidase activity
Source: RefSeq, a predicted model, not a curated record